Molecule: messenger RNA, 435 nt
Organism: Chaetura pelagica (chimney swift)
Lineage: Eukaryota; Metazoa; Chordata; Aves; Apodiformes; Apodidae
Gene: NDUFB9
Product: NADH dehydrogenase (ubiquinone) 1 beta subcomplex, 9, 22kDa
Exons: 3
Coding region: 64-435 (123 amino acids)
Biological process (GO): mitochondrial electron transport, NADH to ubiquinone
Source: RefSeq, a predicted model, not a curated record
AAGUACCGCUACUUCGCUGUCCUCCUGAGGGACCGGUUUGAUAAGAACAAGGAUGUGAAGGAUAUGGCGAGAGCCACGGAGCUGCUGAGGGCAGGCGAGGAGGAGUUCUGGGCAUAUCAGCACCCUCAGCCCUACUUCUUCCCUGACUCCCCUGGGGGCACUGCCUACGAGAGAUACGAGUGCUACAAGAUUCCUGAGUGGUGCUUGGAUUUCUGGCAUCCCUCUGAGAAGGCCAUGUACCCUGAUUACUUUGCCAAGCGGGAGCAAUGGAAGAAAAUGCAGCGGGAAAGCUGGGCUCAAGAGCUGAAGCAGUUAGAAGAAGAAACUCCAGUUGAUGGCCCAAAAACUGAAGCUUUGCCCCCAGCUCGGAAGCAAGGGCAGCUGCCUCCUCUCUGGUGGCAGUAUGUCACCAGGCCUAGGGAGAUCCCCAUGUAA